AUGGAAAUCCUCAUUGGAAUGGGAGCAAAUGGAUUUAUUGUCCUCACCAACGUCAUUGACUGGCUGAGAAGCAGGAAACUCUCUAUGACUGAUCUGAUCCUGAUCAGUCUUGGAUUGGCCAGACUUGUGUGGCUGGCAGUGGUGAUUCUGUGUGUGACUAUGGUUUCCUUUUUUCUGAGCACCUAUGCGUUGGAUCAUGUACAUUUAAUGUUUACCAUCAUGUGGAUAUUUACAAACUGUGUCAACCUUUGGUUUGCUACCUGUCUCGGUGUUUGGUACUUAAUGAAGAUCGCCAUCUUCUCCCACCCCGUUUUCCUCCAGGUGAAGAGGCGUUUCUCUGGACUGGUCCCGUGGCUGCUUCUGGGCUCGGCAGUCUUGUCUGUGUUUAUAACUGCUAUUGUCAUCACACCUUUGAAAACUGGCUCUUCCAUUUACAACCCAUACAAACCACUUUGUAGCAACAGCAAUGAGUCGGAAAUAAGAAAGCCUGCCUUUACUGGGAACGUCGUCAUUCCCGCCAUUGUCCAAAAUUGCAUUCCCUUGGUAUUGUUUUUAUUAUCCAUCAUCUUCUUAAUAAUCUCUCUCUGGAAGCACAUGAGACAUUUGCAAUGCGAUGGAAUCAGAGCCAGCGAUCUCAACACCAAGGUUCAUUUGACUGCCAUCAAAUCUCUGGUUUCCUUUGCUGUUCUUUACUUGUUCAGUUUUGUGGCGGUCUUUUCACAGACAAUGCUGAGCAGGAGAAUAAAAGAUCCUGCUAAGACAUCUGUGUUUUUUCACAACGUGAGUGCUCUAUACCCCUCUGGGCAUUCUAUUAUCCUAAUAUUACUUAAUCCCAAACUGAAACAGGCCUGGGUCAGGGUGAUGCAUUACUUGAAAUGUCAUCUGAGAAAGGCACCCUCUUAA
Molecule: messenger RNA, 903 nt
Organism: Euleptes europaea (tarantolino)
Lineage: Eukaryota; Metazoa; Chordata; Lepidosauria; Squamata; Sphaerodactylidae
Product: taste receptor type 2 member 7-like
Exons: 1
Coding region: 1-903 (300 amino acids)
Biological process (GO): sensory perception of taste; G protein-coupled receptor signaling pathway; detection of chemical stimulus involved in sensory perception of bitter taste
Cellular component (GO): membrane
Molecular function (GO): bitter taste receptor activity; G protein-coupled receptor activity
Source: RefSeq, a predicted model, not a curated record